Messenger RNA from Bombus huntii, 10849 nucleotides. It is a transcript of the gene GEFmeso, whose product is annotated as pleckstrin homology domain-containing family G member 3. The transcript is spliced from 12 exons. The record is from RefSeq and is a predicted model, not a curated record. NCBI's taxonomy places the organism in Eukaryota, Metazoa, Arthropoda, Insecta, Hymenoptera, Apidae. Gene Ontology annotation, molecular function: guanyl-nucleotide exchange factor activity. Bases 2049 to 6302 code for a protein of 1417 amino acids.
AGAAAAGGUAAGUUGGGAAUAUUUGCAACAAAUGUUUUACUUUCUUGUUUGGACGCAAAUGUCCGGCAAGCAAAUUGGCCCAUCGAUAAAUCCCACGGUGGAAAAAUACGGUUUGCUUUCUUUGCACGUUCUUUACGAGCCGUGUUUGCAUUUAUGCUCGACACAGCUGCAAAUUCUGAAAGAAUAACUUCCUCUGCACCGGCUCUUGCACCGAGGGCUCCGUAUAUCUUGCUCGGAUCAUUACCGUUGCAACUUUUUCCUACAUAAACGUGGAAACUGAGUUAAUUAUCCCCAAGCUGAGAAAGCUGAGCUAAGCUAAUUAAAAUAAAAAUAUUCGCUAAUAGCGGUGGCAUAAAAAGAAGCACAUUAAUUGUUACGUUACAAGAGAUGUUUGCCAAUCAUCGUGUCGUAAAGAAACAUUCGUUAAACGACGAAUCGCAGGAAAAAAAACUAUUUAGUGAAUUAUAGAAAAAGAAGAAAUUUGUCGAAAUAGUGCUUCGAUGAAGAAACCAUAAAAGAAGUAUAAGAACGAUGUUUACUAAUUAUGAAAUUUAAAAAAGAAGAAAAACAGGAAAGAGAUUACUAAUCUCUAAAUUGUAAAAAAUAUAUUCAGUGAUGUAAACAUUUUCCCCAAUUUAUUAAGCUAGCAAUCAAUGAAACAAUCUCAAAUCUUAAUUAAAUAAAAAAAAAGAUAAAAAUAAACAUUAGAUACACUCGUGUGCGCGCAAUUAUCUUUUUAAUUUGCCUCAGUUUCCCGUAUGAAAGAGGAAAAAGAAUCCGAGAUUGUUUUCAAUUCGUUAAACCAGCGAUCGAUGAAAAAAUCUCGAAUCUCUGUUAAAUAAUAAUAAUUUAAAAAAAAGAAACAGAAUUUUUUUAAAUUGUAACUCAGUUUUUUGCGCGGAAGAAGAAGGAAAGAUCCGAUAUUACUGUUAAAGAAAACUUAAAAAAUCGGCUGCGACUUUCGCCUAAGAACUUUCUCCUUGGAUCACCCUAUAGAAUUUCAGCGCGCGCGAAAUGCAAAAACCGCGCGCGAUACAAGUUCAUCGGACCACGUUGAUUCACGUCAGACUCGUGGGGAAUUGGAAACCAUCAGGGCUGCACGUUUGUUUAUGCGAUAUUGUUAUGCUUCGCUCGAAGUAAAAGCACGAUCUUUCUGCCUUGCCAGACACACCAUAUUCGCAAUAAACGAAAUUCCCCGUUACACGUGCGAAAUCGGACCGUCUGGAUGCGAUAAAGCGCCUAGCUAAAGUCGAUUCUCUAGCUUUCUUCCGAUCUUAUCGCGCCUCAAGUGGAAGAUAGCCGAAACGAAACUGUUUUCUAACCUGAAUGAUCGAGUGCAGAUAUUGGUAACAAGAUUUUGAUGCCUUAGGUGGAGGUUAGGAUAGUAUAUCUAGGGAUUUUCUAGGGUAAAUCAUAUUUUGAAAUGAUAAUAACAAUAUUUAGUUGGUAAUAAUAUUUGGCAAUAUCGAUAAACAUCGAAGUAUCUUCUGAAACUCUCUCUAUAUUUUGGGCGGGAAUGUGUGUCGAAAUUAGGUGUAAUUCUUCAAUUUGAAUUUUAUGCGAGUGUAAGAACAAAAAUUGAUGAAAUAUUAGUAGGAAAAUCAAAAAUUGUAUUGGCAAAGAUUUUUUAAGGAAAGAGCGUUCGAUGUUUCUUUUCGAUCCUCUUGCGGUGUUACACUCUCUGUAAUCUUAGCGAGUACUGAUUUUAAUGAAACUCUAGGGCAUCCUAUUCAUCUAGGGAACCCUAGAAAAUUAAAUACACAUAUUUCUACGAAUAAACAUUGGAGUCACGCAGAAGCUAAGUUGAUCAAUUCCGCCAAGUUUAAUUGCACAAUUUAUGAAGAAUUAAGUAAUAAAUAACGCAUUCUGAUGGCAAAAUUAAACAAUUAAUAACUAAACUUCAAAUUCUCGUAAAACAGAGUCGAUCAAUUUACCUACCGAGUGUUUGCUUUUAUCCUUUGAGCAGAAAUUUGUAAUCUUCGCGUAAUCGUGCACCAUUGAGACGAAAAUUAAAGAGCGAAUGGAUCGUCGAAUGAAAAGAUUAAAAAAUGCCAUACCAUCGAAGAUACGCGAACACGAUGAUUGAGAAUCGCUGCUUCGGAGAAUUAAGAACAAGUACGGAUCUGGUGCCCCAGCUGUUGGGGAUGUUUGACGAGUUAGCUCGCCGGGGCAAUGGCUACACCGACCACGUGGUACUUCCGCCUGCCUGCAACAUACCAGCGGCACUACAGAAACGUUUGAGCCUGGUAUCCCAUCGAGGCUCCAUAUUCGGCCAGUUCCAUCCUGAAUUAUCCAAACCUCAACCGGAUGACGCUAUGGCCGAGCAUCCAACGUCAGAGAACACCGUGGUGGACAUAGUCGCUGAUGACGUUACGCCUGAGAAAGAGAACGACGCGUUACAAACCCUGGAGAACAGCCAACAAGAGAAUAGAAGCGAGUGUACGAUAGAGAAGAAAUCAUAUAGACGCGAAAGCAACGGUCUCACGCCACUUAGGUACAACAGACGAUGCAGAAACGCUGCAAGACCGCUUUCUGGAAGCUCCGUUGCGUCCUCUGGAAGCUCGAGUACCUCCUCCAGUGGGUGCAGUAACCAGGGCAACCAGUGCACCAUCAAUCCUUAUUUGGCGUCGGUCGAAUCGCUGGCAGACACUUGCGCCAGCUCUCAAGGCUCUGGGGAUAGUGGAGUGGUGACAGUUUCGGAGGCCAACUGUCGAAUAGGAGAUGAUGGAAGUGAUCAAAGAAGAAAUAGCGGAGAGGAGGAUCCUUUCAAUCCCCUGUGCCACAGGCCGCGUUAUUGCGACCCCCAUCGGAAUCCUAUGGAAAGGGUACUUCUUGAGAUAGUCGACACUGAGGCGAUAUAUGUGGAACAUCUGCGACAGGUCAUUCAGGGUUACCUUAUAUUUUGGAGAAACGAUUCGGCAUCGUUUGUGGAUCAAAUGCAGCUGAGUAACUUAUUUAGUAAUAUUGAGGAUAUCUUCGAGUUCAACAGAGAGUUCCUGAAAGAGAUAGAGGAAUGUGGUCUGGAUCCAGUCUGUGUGGCAAACACAUUCAUAAAGCACAAGUCAGGAUUUAAAGUGUAUACAGAAUAUUGUACCAAUUAUCCAAGCACAGUUUCCGUUCUGACCGACCUCAUGAGUCAAGAAAAGACUGCACACGCGUUCCGAGAAAGACAAGCAGCCCUAGGUCAUGCAUUACCUCUUGGAUCCUUUCUUUUGAAACCUGUUCAAAGGAUCCUCAAGUACCACUUACUUCUGGAGAAUUUGUCAAAAGAGUAUGCAGCAGACUGCGAGGUAAGAGAAAAUGAGACUGAAGGUAGCAAGGCAAUCGAGGCGGCAUUGGCUGCUAUGACUGACAUUGCAAAGCACAUAAAUGCAAUGAAACGAAGGCACGAGCACGCAGUGCGUGUUCAAGAGAUCCAGUCCCUUUUAUACGGCUGGCCUGGUCCAGAUUUAACGACUAGUGGGGAACUGGUAGCAGAAGGAAGAUUCAGAAUGUGGAGGGCCAAAGCUCCUAGGCAUGCUUUCUUAUUUGACCGCAUGCUUUUACUCACUAAGAAAAAGGAGGAUGGGCUUCUAGUCUACAAAGCUCACAUUAUGUGUUCGAAUUUAAUGCUCAUUGAGAGUAUACCAGGCGAACCACUUAGUUUCCACGUGAUUCCUUUCGAUAAUCCCAGAUUACAGUAUACCCUUCAGGCACGAAACUUGGAACAGAAAAGAGAAUGGACUUUACAGAUAAAAAGGGUAAUUUUGGAGAAUUAUAACGCGGUUAUACCUUCGCAUGCGAGACAAUUGGUUUUGCAACUUGGCCAGAUGCAACCAGAGGACGACGCUUUGGCAGAUAGAGGAUCGGCGAAGAAGCAGCAUUCUGCACCUCCAGAGUAUCUAGAGAAACGAAAACAGGAGAAAGAAAGACGGAGAUCUGAGACAGGACUUAGACAGAAAUUCAAGAAAGGUGGCAGAAGGUCUGAGACUACAACUGAGGAUUCUCCAGCAUCGCCACGGAAAAAUCAAAACGAGGAUUCUAGUGAACAAGGAUUUAAAACUUCAGACGGACGCGGAUCAAAAGUCAAGGAUCGCUUUACCGGUUGGAGGAGGAAAUCAGAGCCAGGUUUUCAAUCUUAUGUGUGCCUUAACCAGUCUGACGAAGAACAAAAAGAAGAUACGGGUGAUACGGGGUCUGCCACCGUUGAGACCGAGUGCGCGAUUAUCGAGAACGACAAGCAUACGAACUCUCCACCACCUGAAACCAAAGAGAACAAUGAACAGCAGACUCAAGCGCAAACAGUCGAAGAAAUAGUUGGUCAUAUUCUCAUGCAAAACCAGGAAUUCCAGAAGCUCCUAGAGAAGCAGCGGACGAACAGCAUAAUCAACGUCAGACAGCAGCAACGUUUCAAUAAACGUAUAUCUGCUGACACGUCUGAUGACAGUGACUCAGAAAAUACGAACUAUAUUGCAGACAAUUCGGUUAACAACAGGAUAUCGCGUAUUAGGUCAGGUCAUCGAGAGCGGUUCGUUAAAACGAAUAAUACUUGGAACUCGUUAUCUUCUCCCCGUGACCAUCAACCUACGCUACAAUUGCUGUAUGAUAAUUUAAACAAAACUGAAAAUAAUAAAUCGGUGGACAGUAAUUCGAAAAACAAGAUUAACCUUGUACAAGAGAAGAAAGCGUUGUUUGAAGCGUUCAAGAAACAGAGUAUCGUGACAGAGAGUAAGGUUAUCAAGACUGCGCUUAGGAUAAGAGAAAAUUCAGCAUCGAGAAACGAAGAAGCAACUCAACCACAAGCUGCGAAGGAAAAUGAAAUUCAAAUUGUAGAAAGCGACAAAGGAACGACUGAAAAUGGCGAAUGUACAACUGAAGUUAACCAAGAGGUUACCGAGUCUAACAAAGGUUUUGGAAACUAUGAUAACCUGCAACACGUGUGGGAAGGUCUGCAAGAAGAGAAAAGCUUGGAUGGAAAUGACAGUCCGACUCGUCCGGCAGUCUGGUUAACCAAACUAUGCGAAGGAUUGCCAACAUCGCCCCAAAAGUGUGGUUCUCUUCCACGUAGCUUCCAAAUUCACCCUAAUUCUAAUCAGAACGUAACAAAGUCACGGUUCUUGCAGAGGGAUGGCAAACCUAUGAGCGAGAGACCAUUUACCAUAGCUUCAGACAAGCCAGCAGAGAUUAACCUGGAGGACAUGGAAAGGUACGCCUCUACAUGUCAGCCAGAAGGAAGAAUUGCCAAAUUUCCGACUUCCGUUUCAACAUCCACAUCAACAUUCUUUUGUUCAUUGGACGAUACAUUGACAGACGCUUAUUCAGAGAUUCAUAUAUCAUCCACCACCACGAACAUACAUCCUGAUCAUAAAAUCUAUAGGGCAAACACAAGUGGGAGCACCAUAUUCAAGAACGUCCUUUCUAAAGCUGGCAAUCGUCUUCAAGGUCUGAGGAACACCAUGAGCACAGAGACUCUAGAGUGUAGCGAAGAAUUGGAGAGGACCAAGUACUUCCGUUCUUUGAGUACAGGUAAGUUAAAGAAGAAGAGCAAAAUGAAGCAUUCGAGGGAAUCCUCUUCGGAUGUGGAAGAGCUCGUAGGAUGCACAGCGAGGGGGGUUUCGGAUCUGAGAAUCCCUUCGGUUUAUUACAAACAGGGAAGCUCAAGUUUAGGUGCUCGGAUCGCUCAGUCUGACUAUGCGGAUCCAAGUGUACUAUUUUUCGAAAGCAAACGAUUUCAGCAGGCAAAUAAUCAGUCACAGACCAAGGAAGAGAAGAAAGAUGAUGAAGAAAGUAUAGAGAAUCGAGAAAGUGAAACGGAUAGUUUCUAUGAAAGAUCAUUCGAGACGAUUGAGAACUACGUAGAUGCGGAUGUUGACGACGCGUUCCGGGAUAGUGCAAUAUUUAGCGAUAUCGAAGAGGUUCUGGUGGCCAGGCCACAAUCGAGUCAGCCUCCCGAAGAUUGCCCGCCAUUUAAGAGCAAAGUGGCGCCACCGGUACCAGCGAAGAAGAAAACAGAGUCUAUCACAGCGGUAAAUCCCUCAGGACACAACGUUGCGACGACGAAAUGCAAACCUAACGUGGCUCAGAAACCCGAUUAUUUGAAGGUUAAGUCGGUUUUCUUAAAGGGACAGCAAGAAUUGGACUGUAAAAUUCCGGUGAGAGCUCCUGUGUCUGAAAGUGGAACGUAUCAUUGUUCUAAGAACAGUUUGCAAAGCAAUUGCUCGUCAAACAGUGGUGAAGAGAACGACGAUGUGUCGGCGGGACAGAGCCAAGCAGGUUGGGUAAGGAAGAUAGUGGGUCAGUUGCAGGGUCACAUUGAAACGUAAUUUAUGCCAAUGAAAGUGUACAAAUCUCGUAGCCUUAAACACAGGAAUUUCACGUUUGCCGAUAUUCUUAAUCCUUUUGAGAUUAGCUCAUUUUAAUUUAUAUAUUGGAAUAUUCUUUUUUUGUCUUCGCAUACUUGAUAAAAAAAAUGUAAUAAUUACACUGUGGAUGCUUAUGCGUUUAUGGAAAAUUUCUAUUUUUAACAUAGUACGCAAACUGAUACAAAAUGUCCAAAAUAUAGUCCAUUUUCUAAAUUAUAUUCAUAAAAAUAUGAACUUGCAUGAAUAUCCGCAGUCUAAUUUAAAUAUUUCAAGAAGUAUUAUAUAUCUUGAAAGGAUUAAGUAGUUAUUAUCUAGAAAUCAAUAAUACUCGUUUGGAUGAUGAAGAGUCAGUUUAUUUUUGAGUGAUCUAUUAAGUACAAUUAUCUUUGAGAUUAUAUUUUAUUAGUACAAUAGAAGGGAGGAAGAAAGAUUGAAAAUAAAGUGGAAGUAGAAUAAAUAAAGAGUAAUAUUGGUCUAGAUAAAACUCAGAUACUUCAAUGAAAGACAUAGUAUGUACAUAAUGAAUUACUGUGGACACAUUUUGUUUCUUUAGUUUUUACUAUUAACAUUUAUGUCCGAUCAAGAUUUUAAAAAAAUAUUAUUAUUAUGUACAUGUUACGUUUAUGUUAUUCUAUUCGUGCUUUAUGUAAACUAUUUCCCGCGCAAACAUGAAGUUCUAGUGUUGAAGUGUAUUGUACAACAUUGAAACAAAUACUGCCGAACAAGUUGUCGUAUCGUGUAAACUAGCGGUAAAAAGAACAAAACGUAAAUAAGUGAUACUUUUUCAAAAUAUCGUAUGUCAUAUUUAAUCCGUGUCAUAUAUAAAUUUAAAUGUUAUGUUAAUAAUACAGGGUAAUCAGAGAAAAUUAUUUUUGAAAAGCCUUUUCAUGGAGGAAGCUGUUAUAUCCUUUGGUAAUUUAAAUAUUUUAAUAAAAUGUAUUUUCUAAAUAGUGAAACAUCGAUCACCAUGUAAGUAAAUUGAUACGAUAAAGAGUUGAAUAUUGACAAUUGUAUAGUCACCCUGUAUUGUUAUAUAAAUUUUUACAAGGACAAAUUUUUUCAUAUUUUAAUGUCGUUAGUCAGACUAUUGUAAAUCGUUAUACAUGUCGACUGAAUGUUUUAAGCGUCGAUGUACUUGCAAAUUAACUCGUUAGGAUUCAGAAAUUAUUAUUUUAUUUUUCAACAAUAAAAGUGUUCGUUUGAACAAAGAGGGAAGUCGCUUCUUAUUUUUUAUUUAUUCGCAGAACCUAACGGGUUAAGUUUAAUUACAAUUAAAAGAAGAAAAUUGGAGAAACCCGAAAUAUAUUUCUCUGAUGGAUAGAUAAAAGAGUAUAAGUCAAAAUUUGGGCAAAACAAGAUAUUCUAAUAUAUUCUCUAUUGCUAUUUUUUUGCUUAUAGUCCCAAUAACAUCUAUUAUUCUUUCAUAUUACGAGUAUUUUGUGUAAUUUUGCACUUUCAAAUUUUCUAUAAAUGCAUAAAAAUUCGCAGUCUAAUUAUAAAUGCUUCUCUGCAAAACCAAUAAUUUUGGAUUUAUACCCAUUUGCCCGCCCAUCAGAGAUUUAAGAUUAGACAAUAAUGAACUCACGAUGCAAAUGAGAUUAUGAUUUAUUUGCAAUCGCAUUAUGCGAAUGAUCUAGUAUCUUUGCAAUAAAUCAACUUGAUUAUUGUCAGUUUUCGUUUCCAUUAUUCAAGAUCAUUGUCAUACUUUCACAUUGAAAUACUUCGUAAGAAGGAUCCGAAGGUGAAUUCGAAGAUCAGGUCCUGAUUACUUCAGGUAGGUUUUAUUACGAGAAAUGUCUAUUUACAAGAAGUUUCGGCUAGUCAUGUUUACAGAUACGAGAGUAAAUAAUACAUAAUGUUCAUAAAUUAGCUUUGCAAUACUGCACGUGUAUAAAAAAUACAGGAAGAAGAAAAAGAAGAAAGAAAAAUUACUAAAAGAUAGAAAGCUCAAUGAACUGAAAGAGAAAAACAAACGAUCGUUCAUUAUACACAUUAUAUACAACUGUAGUAACUAUAUAAUACAUUUAAUUGUUUAGUAUUAUCUCGAAUGAGAGUUCUCUCUAUUUAGAAGAAUUUUCUUCUUUCAAAUCUCCGUUAGUGUUGAGGUUACGAAUAUAAAUAUAAAGAAUAAAUUAAGAUUCGUUAUUUCGUUUACCUAACAAGAAAGCAUCUUGUAUAACGAUACAAGGGAAAGUAGUGCGUUAAAUACGAUCUUUUCGACAUAAAAAUCGUCUCGAGUCAUCCAUUUCCGUUUAAUUACAGGAUUAUCGUAUGCUAAUUACUGAAAUCAAUGUUGUCCAAUGUUAAGCUUCACAGAUUAAGGGACUUCCCCCAUCUUGUCUCAAUUAUGCUACUGGAGUGCCAUCUACUGACGUCUACUUUGAAUAUUCCCGCGCAAUUUUUGUUCGUUAAUCUCUUUAUUUCUUUCAAGCGAUACUCCAGCAAAGACAAAACAAUACAAGAAGCUUUGUUCGAGGACAACACUGAUUUGGAUAAUGGAGACCGAUCGUGCAACUUUCUGCUGCAUCAAAAGGGUGAAGACAUCAGUGUUUUCCAAUUAGAACUUUUUAGGAACUCCUUUAAUGUAUAAUUUAUUUAUAUAAUAUAAAAAAUAAUAAAAACACCAAUCAUAGGUUUUAUAUAAAAUUUAGGAGUUCCGUGAAACACGAAUACGACGUCAUUAUUAGGCUGAGGAUGUUUACGCAAAUUCAAAUUUUUGUGGUCACAACUGAAAAAAUGGAACCUAAAAAGAUAUUUAUUAUGUGUGUUCUGAGCAUUUUUACAUUAUCGAAUAUCCUAUAAUUGCAUAAAAAUCCGCAGUCUAAUUGUUAUGAAAAGUCUUCUUCGUAAGAAGCAUUGGAAAACGCUGUUGCAAACGAACGAAAGAAAUUUAACGAGAUCGUUAUCUCUUUUUCUUUUGCUUUUUUAUACAGCACCUCAUGGAGAUGCUACUUAAAUCUACAAAAAUUCAUUUAUGCGACAACGACACAUUCUCUUCCUACGAUUUCGUUUGCAAGAAUAUUCUCAUUAAAUCAUCGUCUCUAUUCGCAGCUAAAGCUUUGGUUAAUAAUGCGCUAUUGACAGUAUUGACAAUUCUUAUAGUUUCCCCCAUUCCUUUUCUCCCACGAAACAGCGCAAACUAACGAAAUCCCGAUGACAUCGUUAUUCACGCUAAUCCUUAUACUUCUUUGAACUUACAUUUCUUCUCCGAAGAGUAUUUUUAUUAAAUAUAUAUAUUCAUAUAUUUAUAUUUAUAUAUAUCUCUCUUUUUCUUUUGUCUCAUUCUCCCUAAGUCGUAUCGUCAUUCUUACGACACCAACUUGCCUCUUAAAAUAUUCUUUUUUUAUGCUUACACUCAUUGUUAAUAGAAAACAUAAUACAUAGCUGAACAAAGAACCAAAUCAAUUUUGAUAGCAUAACUUAAUGAUAUCGUGGAAGAGCACCUGUAAAAAUCCAUGAUCUAUGAAUCCCAAGAGUGAUUUUGCAAUUUCUCCUAAUUAAUCCAGCAUUAUUUAUAUAUAAAGGGCAAUAAAGACAAUAGAAAUAAUUUUUCAAGCUCAAGAACAUUCCUUUGUUACAUUAAGAAAUAAAUUAUAAAAUAACUAAAUGAUUGCAAUUUUAUUCAUGUCACUCUCAGGAUUAAUUGUAAUAUUAUUGUUAUUAGAAAAUAAUAGAAAUUGUAUAGAAUAUAAGAUCUGAGAGAUUACAAGACAUACAACAAAUGUUUGCUUUUUGUACAGUUGUAAAUAUAAUCUUGUAAUUUUUUCAGAUAAUUUUAUAUUCCUCAUUCGUAAAUAGAGGCAAAGCCAUUCUGGUCAAUAUGGACAGGUACAUGUUAUCGCUGUACUAUUUGUCCUACUGCUAUAGAAAUCUACAUUGUGUGUGAAUUGAACAGCAGAAAUAUUGGUGAUUCCAUAAAAAAUAUUAAUAUAGAAGAUACAAAUCUUUUUCAUGAAAUCAAAUGUUGCAAUUUCAUAAUGCUCAAUUUACACACAGCAUACAUAUACACGAAGAUUCAAUAAAAAUUAAAUAUUUUCAGCUAUGCACUACAUUCAACAGAAACACUCCUGAAGAAUCUAAAAUUUUGUGGUCAUAAGGAGAACAUGGAUAUGUAAAAUCUGCAUGUGUAACAUGUUUCUGAAUUCUUAUGUUUUCUUCUUGAUCCUAAAUUUUUGUUUCCUAAUAGUUGGUCUGCCAUGAAGUAUUUAUAAUUAUUUUUCUCUUUUUUUCCUAAUACUCUUUUUCACUGUUUAGUUAGUGUAAAUGUUGUUGCAUUUAGUCAGUGUUCUUGUAUAUGCGUUUCGCGCUACAUAUUUGAUGCCAUGAAUGAAAUUAUUGUCUUUACAAUAAUAUAAAAGUUUGCCAGGUAACAUUGCAGUGUCAUUAUUUACGACAUUAUUGAAAUAAAAAUUCAAUCUUUUCCUUAUGUGGAAUCUGUACGCAAUAAUGUUUACACAUCAAUGAAAUCAAAAGAACAUACGUGUAUAAAAAAUUAGUAGUGUAUUGGG